Messenger RNA from Tachysurus vachellii, 3176 nucleotides. It is a transcript of the gene dgat2, whose product is annotated as diacylglycerol O-acyltransferase 2. The record is from RefSeq and is a predicted model, not a curated record. Gene Ontology annotation, biological process: triglyceride biosynthetic process. Bases 236 to 1321 code for a protein of 361 amino acids. Gene Ontology annotation, cellular component: endoplasmic reticulum membrane. Gene Ontology annotation, molecular function: diacylglycerol O-acyltransferase activity. NCBI's taxonomy places the organism in Eukaryota, Metazoa, Chordata, Actinopteri, Siluriformes, Bagridae. The transcript has 9 exons.
CUUUAUAAGGGGCAAAGUCAAAAGAGAGAGAAAGAGAGAAAAAGAGAAAGAGAGAGAGAGAGAGAGAGAGAGAGAGAGAGAGAGAGAGAGAGGGGACACUGUGGAGUGAACAAGACACCAAGCUGUGAAAUUAAAACCUCCACCUCGGGGUGUGUGAGGACGGAGUAACAUCCUGCUGUGGAGCUGAACUCUGUGUUUUUAUUCACUGUUCUACUGUCAUACAUCAACCUGCAAGAUGAAGACUUUACUGACCGCCUACUCACAGGUCACAAAGGGUUCAGGCUCUCGGUUCCUCUCAGCUCUGCAGGAUCUGCCCUCAGCUCCAUGGCUCUCCAGAUCCAAACUGGUGAAGCAGCUGCAAGCCAUCUCUGUCCUCCAGUUCAUCCUCUCCUUCCUCGCUAUGGGCAUUGCAGCCACUGUGCUGCUGCUCUACCUGCUGUGCACAGACUGCUGGGUAAUUUCUGCUGUUUACAUUGCCUGGCUCAUCUUUGAUUGGAACACACCUAAACAAGGUGGCCGUAGAUCAGCGUGGGUGAGAAACUGGACGGUUUGGAAGUAUUUCAAAGACUAUUUUCCUAUCCGACUCAUCAAGACCCAUAACUUACCACCCAACCGUAACUACAUCUUCGGUUAUCAUCCUCACGGCAUCUUCUGUUUCGGAGCCUUCUGUAAUUUCUCCACUGAGGCGACCGGAUUCUCCAAAAAGUUCCCAGGGAUCAAGCCGUCCCUCGCCACGCUGGCCGGAAACUUCCGCCUACCCCUGCUGAGGGACUAUUUAAUGUCUGGAGGUAUUUGUCCGGUGAAUCGGCAUUCCAUUGAUUAUCUCCUGUCGUGUAACGGGACGGGGAACGCUGUGGUCAUCGUGGUGGGCGGAGCUGCUGAGUCUCUGGACUGCACCCCAGGCAUGAACUCAGUCACCCUGAGAAACCGCAAAGGCUUCAUCAAACUCGCACUGCAGAAAGGAGCGGACCUGGUGCCUGUGUACUCGUUUGGGGAGAAUGAGUCGUAUAAGCAGGUGAUAUUUGAGGAGGGUUCAUGGUGGCGUUGGGUUCAGAAGAAGAUGCAGAAGCUGCUGGGUUUUGCUCCCUGUAUCUUCCACGGCUGUGGGUUUUUCUUCACUGAGUCAUGGGGCUUCGUCCCGUAUGGAAAACCCAUCAACACUGUCGUUGGAGAACCUAUCACAAUGCCCAAGCUGGAGGAGCCGACCCCGGACGUGGUGGAAAUGUACCACACCAUGUACGUCAAAUCUCUCACCACGCUCUUCGACAAAUACAAGACACGCUUCGGCCUGAAAGAGUCCGACGUCCUCCUCAUUCACUGAGGACAAGGAAGAAGAACGUUGCCUUUUAAAAACAAGAGAAAACUGUGUUAAAUAUUUCUCCAUCACACAAACACACACCACCUGAACCCUGAGCCAGAUAAACCAUGAUCAUGGCUGUGUUCCAAUUCUGUCUGCGUGCCUUCUGCUCUUGGCUGAGUCCCUCAAAACAUGAUCUCAAGAACAAAUCCUUUUUCUUUUGGAAGAUAGAAUAAUAAACUACAGAUGCCUUAAUUUGCAUAAUGAAACCUGUUCUCUUGAAAACCUGAUGAUCUUAUAUCUCUCGCUCCUUCAGAUUUUCCAUUCAAGUUGUUUGUUCACCCACUUAAGAGUCUGCACACUCACGUUUCAUACGAAUGUUAGACGAGAUGAGCAUUAAAUGAGCGUUAGAUGAUUGAGCCACUGUUGACCUGAGAGACCGAACCCCAGAGGAACCUGAGAGUGCUUGUGCAGUGUGAUGAUAUAAAUAAGAGGUAAUGAACUGAAUCCAAAAUGGCUUCCUACUGUUCUCAGUUCAAUUCAGUGUGCAAGGUUUAGGUUAGUGUACGAGGUUAGGGUUAGUGUACGAGGUUAGGGUUAGUGUACGAGGUUAGGGUUAGUGUACGAGGUUAGGGUUAGUGUACGAGGUUAGGGUUAGUGUACAGGGCUGUUAAACUGUUAUUCUAACACAGUGAUUGCAGAUCAGGUGUGAAAUUGAAUUUCAAUCAGGUUUAGAGUGAAUUCUUUUCUCUCUGAUUGUUUAUUUGAUCCAUAAGUUAUUAUUACUCUUUUUUAUGCUUCUUAUGUGUUUUUUGCUUUUUUGCACGAACAAUGCAACAUAAGAGACCGCAGUGUGUCUGAGCAGGGACAAGGACAUGAUUGAGUUUCUAAUCACUAAUCAUCUUCUGCAGAAAUCAACAUGCUCGUGUCUGAUUGUGGAGUCCAGUGUUUAUUGUGUUCUAACGUGUCUGAAUUGUUAAUAAACACACGUUAUGUCUGUGUAUAUAUUAUAAAUCAGCAGGAUAAACAGAAAAGGAAGCGAAAGUAAAAGGACGAUUUCUGCCGCAGACAUCACGCAGUUGAUGUGAACCUAGUUUUGUAACUUGAUCUGAGUAGCUGGAGGUGCUGCCGUUCUGCCUGAAUCACACACCAACACAGAUGAUUCCUGAAAUCACACCUUUAUAUGUUUUUGGAAUAAAAUAAAAUGUAGAAAACCACAGAGUAAAGGAACUAAACGUCUUCUCAGUUCAAAUGAAACUUUCUUCUCAAUGAUUAAUUCGCCUCAAUAAUACAACCAGCAGUGACUACAACACUGUAACAGUGAGACAGGGGAGAUUGUUGACUGUAUAAAAGAUCUGUGAGCUGGGAAACUCACACAAGUCCAGGUUCAGACCACAAGUGAGCCGAUGGUUAAUGUGGUGAGUCAGAAACAUUAGACCGAACCCCAGAGGAACCGAGACUCCAGAAGGAGAACCGGAGCUUCUGUGUUUAGAGCCUGUACACAUUCUCGUGUCCCUCCACUACAAACACUGCUAUAGCGUUAAACUGUGUAGAGUUUAUUUAUUAUAUAUAUAUAUAUAUAUAUAUAUUAAAAUAUGUAUUGUUAUAGUUUGUAGUAUAAAGAACCUCAGUUUGUUUCUCAAAGCGGUGUUGAGAAAUCCUAUAAUACACAAAACUACCAACUCAUAUAAAUAUCUCUAAAACAUUUCUUUUUUUAAAUCCAUUUUAAUAAACUUCAAGUUGAUUAAAGCAUUUAUAUUAUUUAUAUAACUGUAUUGACUUAAAGCUUUAUUAAUAAACUGAUUAACAUACAUUCUCUCUUAUUUAUUUAUAUGUAAUGUUGUUUGUUUGUGCAAAAUAAACAGCUGUAAAACUCUAA